AUGUUGAAGCACGUAGCGAGCAAGUUUCUGGGACGUGGGCUUCGAUCCCCUGCGGCGCCGGCGGCGAGGAUGUACCACGAGAAGGUGGUGGAUCACUACGAGAACCCUAGGAACGUGGGGUCGUUCGACAAGGGCGACCCGAACGUCGGCACGGGCCUCGUCGGAGCUCCGGCUUGUGGCGACGUGAUGAAGCUGCAGAUCAGGGUUGACGAGGAGAGCGGGAAGAUCGUCGAUGCUUGUUUCAAGACCUUCGGGUGCGGUUCUGCUAUAGCCUCCUCCUCCGUUGCAACUGAAUGGGUGAAAGGUAAACAAAUGGAGGAAGUCCUGUCAAUCAAGAACACGGAAAUUGCCAAACAUCUCUCUCUUCCUCCCGUGAAACUCCAUUGCAGCAUGCUUGCUGAGGAUGCGAUAAAAGCGGCUGUCAAAGAUUACGAGAAAAAGCGUUCAAAGUUGAAUGAUGGACAGCCUCUGGAGAAAGCUGCUGGUGCAGGAUCUAUUUGA
Messenger RNA from Striga hermonthica, 501 nucleotides. The record is from the annotation of a GenBank genome assembly. Lineage: Eukaryota; Viridiplantae; Streptophyta; Magnoliopsida; Lamiales; Orobanchaceae.